GUAGCUUCUUCGCUGCGCAAAUUGAAUCAUCCACUCGGAACUACUAGAGAUCAUGGUGCAUCUCUAUCUUGCCCUGAUGGUAGUGACGACAGCAUUCGCGUGCUUCGGAGAGGUCGCCUCUGUGCCUCUCGAGCAGAUGCUGAGAGACCUGACUCCGAAAGCAAGGAGUGUUUUGAAACGUGCUACCCCAGUGGCCCCCCAUUUUGUUUUAUACAGUGACGCGUACGUUUCUACCGAACCGACCCCGUCAAAUAUUUCGGGCUUCAAUGUGUUUGCAUUGUCUUUCCUCGAGGCCUAUGGUGCUGCAGAUCAAGCUCAGGAAUGGGCAGCGCUUACAGCAUCUCAACGUUCUUCGAUUCUUUCCGAGUACCAGGCCGCAGGCAUCUCGCUCAUUGUAUCUCUUUUUGGUUCCACUGAGACCCCCACUUCAUCUGGAUACGAUCCCAUCGGUACUGCCAAUACCAUGGCAGCUUGGGUUAUCCAAUAUGGCCUCCAGGGUGUAGAUGUUGACUACGAGGCGUGUUUGCAUGAUGAUUUUGCUGCAUUCAAUGGCGGUACCGGCUCUGCUGAGCAGUGGCUCGGCAACUUCACCACCCAGCUCCGCACUCAGCUUCCGCAGGGCCAAUAUAUCUUGACUCACGCUCCUGUUGCACCUUGGUUCUCUCCUAAUAAAUGGGGUGGUGGAGGAUAUCUUUGGAUAGACUCUGUGGUCGGCAAUUUGAUUGAUUGGUAUAAUGUGCAGUAUUACAACCAGGGCACAACGGAGUACACAACUUGCGAUGGCCUCCUGUACACCUCCUCGACUACUUGGCCACAAUCUGCACUCUUCCAAAUUGCUAACAACGGCGUUUCUCUGGACAAGCUUGUGAUCGGAAAGCCUGCAACUUCAGCACAAGCCAACAACGGGUAUAUAGACCCGUCCACCUUGGCAUCCUGCGUUUCCACGGCCUAUGCUGCUGGAUGGAAUGCCGGCGUUAUGGUUUGGGAGUAUCCUUACGCUGCUGCCUCAUGGAUCGCAACUGUACGCGGGAACACCUGGCCAAUGUCCUCCACAACUGCGACAUCGGCGACACCGACCAGCACUAGCACUAGCACCACAACAACGGCGACACCGACGACCACUAGCACUACGACGACGACAGGCACCAGUACCACAACACCCGCAACCACUUGUACAGGCGUUGCUGCAUGGACCACCGGUGUGGCCUAUACGGGAGGUGCUGAAGUAACUUACAGCGGAUACCUGUGGACCGCGAAGUGGUGGACGGAGAACGACACCCCUGGAGGUCCCGCGGGUGUCUGGGUUAAUGAUGGAGCUUGCACUUCUACAGCUACCGCCACGGCUAAGCGUAGGGCUCUCCCAGUCCCCAUCGUCACACCUGCCCCUGCUUUGUAGAGGCGUAGAUGGGUGCCACCCUACCUGCCGCAGAAGAGGCUCCGCGAUACGUAAUCUGAUAGAUGAUGAAACGACAUAUGACGAUAACGAUGUAUUUGUAUUGUAUUCUGGUACUGUUUUUACUGGCAAAUCAUGGUGUAGUUUCUGGCGAUAAC
Molecule: messenger RNA, 1551 nt
Organism: Suillus clintonianus
Lineage: Eukaryota; Fungi; Basidiomycota; Agaricomycetes; Boletales; Suillaceae
Product: glycoside hydrolase family 18 protein
Exons: 12
Coding region: 53-1396 (447 amino acids)
Biological process (GO): carbohydrate metabolic process
Cellular component (GO): extracellular region
Molecular function (GO): hydrolase activity, hydrolyzing O-glycosyl compounds; carbohydrate binding
Source: RefSeq, a predicted model, not a curated record